UUCUGGGAAGCCACUGAGACGUUCAGAGCUAGGGUGGAUCUGACUGUCUGAGGCAAAAGAUAUCUGUUCCAUGAUUUCAAAAUCUUCUGGGAGCUGUAACUCCAUAUAAACCAUGGCCAGAUCUGGGCGAGCCAGCGCUCUAAAGGGGGGUGUCCAAACAGGCGUCUGAUCUCUGGAGUCUGGCUCACACGCAGGCAAGGCAUAUGAAACAGCUCAUGGUUUCUCGGACAAAAGGGCCGGAGUCUGUACUAAGCGCUCUGCACACAGUAAGCGCUCAAUAAAUACGAUUGAAUGAAUGAAUGUAGACCGGGCUCAGCGUUGAGCUGGGCAAGGUUCUCCAAGUUCUGUGAUUUGGGGGCCAUAAACACAGGGACCUCCAGAAUCCAAAGAUUGACCCUCCAAAACCAACAGUCCCCUAUCCGACAGCCUACCCCUUCCCUGAAUAGAGGCUUUUGUGCUUCAACGUCUCUUGGAGGGUUUUCGAACUCUUCCUACAAAAACAGCCGAAUGACUUCCUCUAAUUCCUCAUUAUAAACGGUGAAGAGUCUAGAUGGUUCAAAUGAUUCAUCGUUUUACAAAGAGAGGAUUAAAAAAAAUUCAUCACCCUGGAUAGAUAUCUUUUCCAACAGUAGCCUUUGGGAUAUUCGCUCUGUGGAACUAAAUAACCCUCAUGGCUUCAGACCCAGAUGGAUCAUUACAGACAGAGCAGUACUGAGAAUCCAGACAUCUGCUCUUCACAUGAAUGCACUCACCUCCUAGAGAACAGGCUGCCAUCAUGCUCUGGAAACUGGUUGAAAAUGUCAAGUACGAAGAUAUCUAUGAGAUGUUAGUCCACACCUAUUCAGCCAUGGACCGGCACGAUGGCGUCCCCAGCCACAGCUCUAGGCUGUCCCAGCUGGGCUCCGUGUCGCAGGGACCCUACUCCAGCGCUCCUCCGCUGUCUCACACCCCGUCCUCGGAUUUCCAGCCGCCCUAUUUCCCGCCCCCCUAUCAGCCUCUCCCCUACCACCAGAGCCAGGACCCGUAUUCGCAUGUCAAUGACCCGUACUCCCUGAACCCUCUACACCAACCCCAGCAGCAUCCUUGGGGCCAGAGGCAGAGGCAAGACGUGGGGUCGGAGACCAGCUCUCUCCUGCCCCAGCCGAGGGCCGCCCUGCCUCAACUGUCGGGACUUGACCCCCGGCGGGAUUACCACUCGGUCCGGAGGCCAGAUGUCCUGCUCCACUCGGCCCACCACGGGCUGGACUCCGGAAUGGGCGACAGUCUGGCCCUGCACGGCAUUGGCCACCCGGGGAUGGAAGACGUCCAGUCAGUUGAAGAUGGCAAUAACGGCGGCAUGAAUCUAUUGGACCAGUCUGUCAUUAAAAAAGUUCCGGUUCCUCCCAAGUCUGUGACUUCUCUGAUGAUGAAUAAGGACGGCUUCCUGGGAGGGAUGUCCGUGAACACGGGCGAGGUGUUCUGCUCGGUCCCUGGCCGUUUGUCCUUGCUCAGCUCCACUUCCAAGUACAAAGUGACCGUAGGGGAGGUGCAAAGGAGACUGUCCCCUCCUGAAUGCCUGAAUGCUUCCCUCCUCGGGGGAGUCCUCAGAAGAGCCAAAUCGAAAAACGGGGGGCGAUCUUUGCGAGAGAGGCUCGAGAAAAUCGGUCUGAAUUUACCCGCCGGCAGACGCAAAGCCGCAAAUGUUACUUUACUCACCAGCCUGGUGGAAGGAGAAGCCGUCCAUUUAGCUCGGGAUUUCGGGUACAUUUGUGAAACGGAAUUUCCAGCCAAAGCCGUCUCGGAGUAUCUCAAUCGGCAGCAUACCGAUCCCAGCGACCUACACUCCAGGAAGAACAUGCUUCUGGCUACCAAGCAACUUUGUAAGGAAUUCACAGAUCUGUUGGCCCAGGACAGGACCCCCAUCGGGAACAGCAGGCCUAGCCCCAUUUUGGAACCGGGCAUUCAGAGUUGCUUGACUCACUUCAGCCUCAUCACCCACGGCUUUGGGGCUCCAGCCAUCUGCGCUGCCCUCACAGCUCUGCAGAACUACCUGACAGAGGCUCUCAAAGGCAUGGACAAGGUGUUCUUGAACAACAACACCACUAACAGACAUACGUCUGGGGAAGGACCAGGUAGUAAAACUGGAGACAAGGAGGAAAAACACAGAAAAUGAAACUAAAAAAACAAAACAAAACAAAUUUUAAAUAAAAGCGAAAAAAAGAAAAAAAACAUUUUAAUUUUAGCUUUAAAAUAUUGGAUUGGCUUUGGAAGAAUUAUAUUAGGUAGAAUACACACAAACAAAAAUUAACAAAAAAAGAGAAAGAAAGAAAACUAAAAAAAUAAAUAUCAAAUCAGAGGCCCACGACGGAGCGUCACCACCGGCGCCCGGUGUUAAUUUCAAGAUACACUUGGAGACUACCGCCCGGAUUUUCCACUUCGGUUCUUUCGAUCUUAAUAGUAAUGCAAAUGAAAGAAAAAUCAUUAUUUUUUUCUUUGGAAAAUAAACUUAAGACAAAACGUAAGAAAACAAUAACUUAUUGGAAGAAAAUCGUAGAAACAUUGGUUUCAGUGCUUUGAGAUCCGGUUGGCUGAGGUGCCCGACCUAUAUUUUUUAGAAAAAUCUGUCUUUCUUUGUCUCUCUCCCUGUCUCUCUAUGUCUCUCUCUAUCUCUCCGUCUCUGUGUGUAUUUGUCUCUCUCUCUCUCUCUCUCGUUCUUUUUCUCCUAGGAAAAUCUUCGGGAAUGAAACUAUUGUAUCUGGGACUUCCCCCACACUGUUUGAACGCUCUCACACCCAAUGCCCUUCUUGCUUAAAUUGUUGGCGCCCCGAUUACUGCUCAAAUGGUCAGGAAUGGGGGCUGAGGAGGGCGGGGGGCGGGAAGGGGCGGAGGGGAUGGUCGCGACGUCCAGAGCUACUCGGGAAAACAAGGACCAAUGAGAGGCGCUAUCCCUUUGAGAAGUGUUUUUCUUCCCCAGGAAGGCCCGAAUCAGCCUACCAAGAAUCUUUUCAUUUGUUCCAAUCCUCGUGCGAUCGACCCACCCAUUCUGAGCCCUGUAGCGAAAGAGACAUAAAGAAUCAUUUGAUUAGUGCGUAUGCUUUCGGAGGGGUGUGUGCCAUCUCAUUUUCUUCUGUUUCCCAAAGCGUUGCCCGCAUGGUUUAUGAGCUUCUUCAAAGACGACUUGGGCUUUCUCCACAACCUAUAAGGGCAACCUGUCCCCCCGUGUGUGACGUGGGAGAAACCUAACGGACACGCAUUGCCCUUAAGUAUUCCAAAAGCGAUCCCUCUCUCCUGGAUUUAGACCUAUCCGCUCCUAGUCGAUCGAGAAAUAUCAGUUUAUUGACUCUUCAUGAGAAGAAACCUGGAAGGGUAACAAUGUUAAGUUUGUAUAUAUUUAUUUAUGCUUAAUUUAAUGGGAAUCUGUAAAUAUGGCGAGCAUCUAGUUUGGGGUUAUUUAUCUGUGAAUCUAUACCUCUGUGAAUGGGUGGAAAAAGCCGCUUGAUCCUAGAUAGUAUCCUAUCUGAAUUUUUCUGUUCUUUAUAGACAAGCUGUUAUGGUAUUGGGUAGAAAUUGGUUUCUUGUCCAGUGUUGAUCUGAUUUACAUGAAUAAAAGAGAUUGUUGUGUUUCGUUGUAUUUCCAUCUUCAGUUUUCUGAAUGUGGGUACUGCUUCAGUUUGCAGACAGAUUAAAGUAUAGCCAAGAAGUUUUGUUUUUUUUAAUUUCUUUUUCCCAACCGAACUGGGAUUGGGAAACACAGGAAAUGUCUUCGUUAAAAAAAAAUAAAAAAAAUAAAUCCAAUAAAUAUUGCUUCUCAGACUCGAAA
Molecule: messenger RNA, 3799 nt
Organism: Tachyglossus aculeatus (Australian echidna)
Lineage: Eukaryota; Metazoa; Chordata; Mammalia; Monotremata; Tachyglossidae
Gene: TFAP2B
Product: transcription factor AP-2 beta
Exons: 11
Coding region: 743-2152 (469 amino acids)
Biological process (GO): regulation of transcription by RNA polymerase II; regulation of cell population proliferation; anatomical structure development
Cellular component (GO): nucleus
Molecular function (GO): RNA polymerase II transcription regulatory region sequence-specific DNA binding; DNA-binding transcription factor activity, RNA polymerase II-specific
Source: RefSeq, a predicted model, not a curated record